AUGCUUCGGAGUCUGCUGAAGCGCUCGUCGCGCGCGUCUACGGGACUGUUGCGGCCUGUGCGCUGCUUCUCAUCCUCUGCAGAUGAUACAGAGCCUCGAAGCUUUCUUGAGGAUCAUCCGCGUCUGCGCAUCGCGCUCGUGGGCAGAACCAAUGUUGGUAAGAGCACGCUUUUUAACCGCCUCACGAAGACUCGCUCCGCUAUCGUGCACAACGUGCCCGGUACAACGCGUGAUCGGCGUUACAAGCGCGCUACCUUGGCUGGACUGGAACUAGACGUGGUGGACACUGGUGGACUGGAAGAUGCGCCCUCUGGGACCCUGGAGGAAGGAAUGCUCGAGCAGACAAGACUCGCUGUGCACGAGGCUGACCUCGUCUUCUUCCUGGUGGACGGACGCCAGGGCAUUACACCGGUAGACAAACAUUUUGCUCGAUGGCUGCGUAAAGAGAACCCUCAGGCGCCAAUCCACCUGGUGGCCAACAAAUUGGAGGGAGACCCUGAGCGCUGGGAGGACGAACUUAACGACUGCUAUCAGCUGGGCAUGGGCGGAGCUAUCCCGCUAUCUGCGGAACACGGAGAAGGCAUCACGUUGCUGUUGGACGAGAUCAUCCCGUCACGUACGAUAAAGCUUGCUAUUGUGGGGCGUCCUAAUGUCGGCAAAUCCACGCUGCUCAACAAAAUUGUGCGCAACGACCGCGUGCUAACGGGUCCUGAGUACGUGCCGUGGACGUUCCACGGUCGCAGCAUCAAGCUCGUGGAUACGGCGGGUAUCCGGCGGUACGGCAAACGCGACCAUGACGACCAGAUCGAGAACUUGUCGGUGCGCGAUUCCUUCCGUGCGAUCGACUCGGCUCAAGUCGUGGUGGUAGUCGUGGAUAUGAGUGAGCCGAAGCUCAUUCACAUGGAUCUGACAAUCGCUCAGCGGGUGAUCGAAGAAGGUCGAGCGCUGGUGCUUGCAGCCAACAAGAGCGACCUGGCCGGUGCCAGUGUCGACUUGGAGAUGCAACGAAUUCAGAAUGAGCUGCAAGACUCGCUUGCCCAGGUGCGUGGUGUGCCUGUUGUACCCAUCUCUGCCCUCACGGGCAAUGGGAUCAAGAAGCUCGUACCGGAAGUGCUUAAGGCGUAUGAGAAAUGGGACCUCCGUGUUACUACUGGGCGUCUGAAUCGAUGGCUCAAGGCUAUGGCGAGACACCACCCGCCUCCGACGGUCAAGGGCAAGACGCUAAACGUCAAGUACGCGACGCAGGUGAAGUCCCGACCGCCCACGUUUGCCGUGUUCGUAAACAAACCGUCCGAGGUACCCGAGUCCUAUCAGAGGUUUCUACUGAGCCAGCUUCGCGAGGAAUUCGACAUGGUGGGUGUGCCAGCUCGUCUGCUGUUACGAGGCAACAAGGAGAACCCGUUUGAGAAGCGCAAGAAGUUCCAGCAGCGCACCAGCAGCAAAGCAUCCUUGACCAGGAAGCAGAAGACUGGGCACUUUACUCCUCGUCGCUUCAAGGGCAAGAAAAAAUAG
Phytophthora infestans T30-4 is the source of this 1512-nucleotide messenger RNA. RefSeq names its product ras family GTPase, putative. NCBI's taxonomy places the organism in Eukaryota, Oomycota, Peronosporomycetes, Peronosporales, Peronosporaceae. Bases 1 to 1512 code for a protein of 503 amino acids. Gene Ontology annotation, molecular function: GTP binding. The record is from RefSeq and is a predicted model, not a curated record. The transcript has 4 exons.